AUGCUUGCCGAGCUGGUCGUUUGUCUCUCACACCGCUAUUGCUGCAAGGCGUCAUCCCCCUUCCGAGAGGUGCUGAUGAAUCUCCGAGUGCUGAUUCUCAUCAUUCCCGCGUGUGUUCUCGUCUCAGUGCUGCAACUGUUCGUGCUGCGCAUGGAGCUUCACCGUCCGUUGCGCUCAGCUUUCUUCGCUGCACUGAUGCUCGUCAUGGCCAUUCUUUGGCGUUUUUUGAAAGGCCAUGCUUGUGCCAAGGGUCUUGCUGGUCGUUCUGUGCCUUCUAACGCGCACAUGGUAGGUGCGCCUUCUAACGGUUUGGACGACCAAGAGUAUCCAUGUAGUCGAGUUUCUUUGUGA
Molecule: messenger RNA, 351 nt
Organism: Durusdinium trenchii
Lineage: Eukaryota; Dinophyceae; Suessiales; Symbiodiniaceae
Source: the annotation of a GenBank genome assembly